Molecule: messenger RNA, 782 nt
Organism: Impatiens glandulifera
Lineage: Eukaryota; Viridiplantae; Streptophyta; Magnoliopsida; Ericales; Balsaminaceae
Product: glutathione S-transferase U9
Exons: 2
Coding region: 1-705 (234 amino acids)
Biological process (GO): glutathione metabolic process
Cellular component (GO): cytoplasm
Molecular function (GO): glutathione transferase activity
Source: RefSeq, a predicted model, not a curated record
AUGGAAGAGGAGAUUAACAAAGUAACCCUUCAUGGGAUGUGGGCUAGCACCUAUUCUAAGAGGGUGGAGUUAGCCCUUAGUAUCAAAGGAGUACCCUUUGAAUAUGUGGAAGAGGACUUGAUCAACAAGAGUCCCUCGCUACUCCAAUAUAACCCGGUUCACAAAAAGGUUCCCGUGCUAGUUCAUAACGGGAAGUCUAUUUGUGAAUCUAUGGUCAUUGUUGAAUACAUAGACGAGACAUGGAAGAACGAGCCUCGUCUGUUACCUGAUGAUCCUUACAAAAGAGCUCGAGUUCGUUUUUGGGCUGAUUUUUUUCAUCAAAAGGUGCUCCCAUGUUUAUUAAAUCUAGUGAUUAGCGAAGGAGAUCGUCAGAAUAAGUGUGUUGGAGAAUUUCAAAAAAAGUUGAAGAUUCUCGAAGAUAACAUAGAUGAAAUGUUUGUUGACGAUCAAGGGGCUUCAAGAAUCAAAGAAGGGCGUGUGGGGAUGUUGGAUAUCAUAGCGUUAACUGUUUUAGGGGCGUAUAAAGCUCAAGAGGAAGUAAUUGGUUUUAAGAUCAUUGACCAAAACAAGAACCCUAAGGUUUUUUCAUGGGUGAAUGCAUUGUUGGAGCAGCCCAAGUUUAAGGAAUUAGUCCCUCCUCAUGACAAGGUUGUCUCACUUCUUCUUUACUUGAAGCAAAACAACAUCAAAUUGGCACCCAAUUGAUCCUUAAUUUGUUUGUACUUCUUGUAAUGAACAUCAUUUAUCCUUCUAUGUCCAUCAACAUAAUAAAUGUGAUCAAA